This is a messenger RNA of Drosophila takahashii, 4945 nucleotides long. Lineage: Eukaryota; Metazoa; Arthropoda; Insecta; Diptera; Drosophilidae. The record is from RefSeq and is a predicted model, not a curated record.
GGCAACGCCCCGAUCGGAUCGUUAGAGUUAAGUUAACUUUUCUUCAGUCUUAGCUGAGCGGCUCGCUGCAACGAACGUGUUUUUCUGCCUGCAGUGAAACGAAAAAACGAAUUACCAAUUAAGUGAACAAACGAAAUCGAAGUGAAAAUGCGCUUCAAACUGUUUUUGGUUUGUGCGCUGGCCUGCGGCUUUAUGGCCUAUGUCCUGGCCAACGAGAAUAUAUCGACGGAGGAGGAGCUGGAGGAUCAGAUUGUGAAUGCGGUGCCGGAACCAGUGAAGGUGGUUAAACCCAAAAAUCAAGCGGAAUUCGUGGAGGUUCCAAAGGCCACGCCCGAGGUGAAAAAAGUGGAAGUGAAGGAAGAAAAGAAGACCAAACCCCUUGCCCUACAAAAACCCACCUUGAUUCCCGUGGUUCAUGUCACCAGUCGGGGAACCGAUGAUGUCCUCACCGUAGCCGGUUUGAAGCCCCAGAAAAUGUCUGGAGCUUUGAUAAUGCCGAAUGACUACUUGGGCGAGCUGUACGACGUGGACAAUAGCGGCUACAAUUGGGAUCCCAAUAACAAUGUGGCUCCACCCACCACGUAUUCGGUGGCAGCCGGAGGUUAUACGAUUACGGCAGCCAGGUUGGCGGAGCUCAGGCAGACUUUCAUGUACUGGUACUUCGAUAAGGACAUGUACGGAGGACGCGGCGACUAUCAGUUCGACAUCCAUGCCUCCAUGACGCAGCUCCACAAGAACCUGAACUUCCAACUGCCCUUCUACGGAUUCCGAUUCAACUAUACCAGGCUCUCCCUCAACGGCUAUUUGGAGUUCUCCGAUCCACCGGAGUACCUCACCUAUCCCCUCGUUUUCCCGAUCAAGGACUGGCCCCUCAAAAGGGAUCCCUCUUUCAUGGGCAUAUUUUUCAGCAAGUGCCGAGUGGGUCGCAUUUAUCCGUCGGAUAUUGACCAGCGGACGCCCGGCGUUUACUUCCGAGUGGAACGUGAUCUGAUGGGACGUACGGACCGUUUUGGCGUGGAGGUACGGGAACGAACCAUGUGGGACAUUCGUCAAGGAGUCGUGGGCGCCGAUACCUUCAUUCCCAAGCACGUGGUGAUCUCCACCUGGAAGAACGUCUCAUUCGCCGGCGGAAUCGAUAACUCCCUCUACACGACCAACACCUUCCAAAUGAUCCUGGCUACCGAUGAGGUCUACACCUAUAUCAUCUUCAACUAUGCCGUAUUGAACUGGCUUUCGCACACUGAAGCUGGAGGCGAUACGACAAAGGGCGAGGGCGGAGUUCCUGCAUAUGUCGGUUUCAAUGCCGGCAACGGCACUCAGGCCUACGAGUACAAGCCCUACAGCCAGAACAUGGUGAUUCGGGACCUGGCCAACAGAGGAUGGGCCAAUGGGUUCCCGGGUCGUCACAUUUUCCGCGUGGACGAGCAGAUUCUAAUUGGCUCCUGCAACAAGGAUAUCGAUGCUGCCCUGCUUCCUUUAACCUUCGCCCCCGAAUCCGGCAACAUGUUGGGUGGCCAAGUGGUCAACAUCACUGGGCCCUGUUUUGAUCCUACUAUCCGAGUGACCUGUCACUUCGAUACGGAAUCCGUGCUGGGAACCUAUGUGGACAGGAAUCGAGUUAUCUGUGUGCAGCCUUAUCUGAAGGCCGAGGGCUACAUUCGAUUCCAGAUCUCCGUGGGCACCCAGAGAUUCAAGUGGCGCGGAAAGUACUUUGUGGAGACCCCGGCUGCCGCCACCGAGAAGAUCUUUUUCGCCACCGACGAUGUGCACAAGAAGAAUCCCAGCGAGAUCCGCAUCACCUGGAACCAGUACAAUUUGACCUCGAAUGCCAAUGCCAACGUGAUGAUCUCGCUGUGGGGCUACAGGGAGACCAAGAUCGAGCCCCAGCUGGAGUAUAUCGAUGUGAUCGAGGCCUCGUACUCGAAUUCUGGCAGCUAUGUGAUCACGCCCUCGAAUUAUCUGAAUCGAAACAAUAUUAACCGGGACAUGCAGUUCGGAUUCCUUCAGAUCAAUCUCACGCAGCCCGAUCAGUACUCAGGAUUGGCCAUCAGUCCGGUCCUGUGGUCCCGCCCGAUUCCAUUGGCAUGGUAUAUGGCGCCCCAAUGGGAGCGACAGCACGGAAAACGCUGGGCGAGAGCUCUCUGCGAUAAUUGGAUUCGCGCCGACCGAUUCCUCAGGAACUUUGCCGCCGACCUUCCACUCUGUCCCUGCACCUUGGACCAGGCUGUUCUGGACAAAGGACGCUUCCGGCCGGAUCGGGAGUGCGACAAGGACUCGAACCCCAGCUGCCUGAGGCAUCGCGGAGCCAUCCACUGUGUGGUCAGCGGAACGCCAGUCGCCCAAGGAGCUGAGCAGCAGUGCUGCUACGAUCGCUACGGCUUCCUGAUGCUGACCUACGACCAGAUGUGGGGCUCUCGACCCCGCCGCGUCCACAACCUGGGCAAGAUGCCCUGGAACGAGGCCAGCAAGGUGCCCUCCCUGUCCAUGUGGUUCCACGACAUGCGUCCCUUCUACUCCUGCUGCUUCUGGCAGGAGGAGCAGGCGGUGGGCUGCGAGACGUACCGCUUCGAGCGUCGUCCCUCGCAGGAUUGUGUGGCCUAUCAGGCGCCGGGCAUCGCUGGCGUCUUCGGUGAUCCCCACUUUGUGACCUUCGACGGCACGGCCUAUACCUUCAACGGACUGGGAGAGUUCGUCCUGGCGCGCAGCGUGGAUGAGAGCAACAAGUUCGAGGUCCAAGGACGCUUUGAGCAGCUGCCCACGAACUACUAUGGCGAGGUGAAGGCCACUCAGUUGACGGCGGUGGCGAUGAGGGGAAAUACGACCACAACGAUCGAGGUUCGCCUGCGUCCUUUGCACGCCAGGUGGCGCUAUCGCCUGGAUGUCCUGGCCGAUGGCCGCAGGGUUUACUUCGAUCGCGAGAGUCUCAAGUUCCAGCACUUCGAUGGUGUAUCCGUAUAUACCCCAACUUACCUGCUCAAUCAGUCCCAGGUCGUCGUUCAAUUCGAUGCGGGAAUCGGUGUGGAGGUUGUGGAGAACGAGGGCUACAUGACGGGUCGCGUUUUCCUGCCCUGGAAGUUUAUAAACAAAACAGCUGGCCUCUUUGGCAACUGGAGCUUCAACAAGUUAGACGACUUUAUGCUGCCCAAUGGUCAGGUGGCCCAACUCAAUCUGAACGAUUUACGUAGCAUCCACACCAACUUUGGCAUCAAAUGGAUGCUCACGGAUCGCGAAGUUCCUGGAGUGGGAGCUGCUCUGUUUACCCGAGAAUUCGGAAGAAUGUCCAGCUACUAUGCAAAUGCCACCUUCCAGCCGAAUUAUGUCCUGGAUCCUGCGGACUUCCUGCCCACCAAUCGUACCUACGAUCUGGAGAGAGCCGAGGAACUUUGUGGCGAAUGUAUGCAGUGUCAAUAUGAUUAUGCAAUGACAUUAAAUCGAGAUUUGGCGCACUUUACCAAGAACUACUACGACACCAUAGUCAAUAUGCAGGCGGAAAAUGCAGUACGCGUGGUAUCCUGUGGUGUUUUGCAGACUCCUCGCUUCGGCCGAAAGCUGAGCUUUGAUUUCAUGCCCGGUGCCAAGGUUUCUUUUGAGUGUAAUGAGGGCUUCAUUCUGGUGGGAGAUCAACGUCGUGAGUGUUUGGCCAACGGUCUGUGGAAUAUUCCCGAAUAUGGAUACACCGAGUGUCUACGUGAGGUGUACUACACGCGUCGCGUCGCUUUCAUAGCAAUUGGCAUUAUCUUCCUGGUGAUCUGCCCACUGAUGCUGUGCAUCGUGUGCGGCGUGUAUCGCUACCGGCAGAAGCAGCUGAAGGAGGAUCCCCAGUGGCAGAUGCCCAUGCUUCCUCGUUCCCGAGCCAGUUCAGCUCGUAAUCUGCGUACCCUGAACUACGACGAUGACAGCGAUACGGAUGCCAGUACACUGAAGAAAAGUAGGUCCUACGACAAAGUAUAUCGCACGAACGAACCAUUACCGGGCAAACCGCAAAUUGAUUUUCCAGCUAAGAAAUGGGAUCUGGAUGAGAACGACGAGGAUGUGACCUCAUCGGAAGGUAGUCAAAAUAGAAACAGCUCAAAGUUAGCCAGGGACAUUUCCUACAUUAAUCCGAACGUCGUCGCCACAGGUGAGAAGCCGAAGCAGUUGGGUCGCCGUUCCCUCCACGGAUCUGGAUCUCCGGUGGAUGGGGAUCAUCACGAUGAUCACCCGGAUGAGGACGAUGACUUCGAUGAGGCGGAUGUUCACACGGGCACCACUCAUCCGGCGGGCUAUCAUCAGCCGUUGUCGCCGGAGGAGGCGGAUCAGCUGCACCGCCAGCAGUACAGUCCCACCUUCAGUGGCCUGGACAGUCGCACCAGUGGUGCCAGCUCCAUAAAUUAUACACCCCAGGCGGCGGCGCAGAAUCGCUUCGGGGGCGUGCCAGUGCUGCCCAGCAACACGCAGUACUACAGUAGACCCCCGUCGAGUGUGAAUGCCGUUCCCCUGCGCACGGCACCUGUUACGCCGCUGACACAGGACUCGGGCCUGCCUUCGCCACCACCGCCCCUGGCUACCUCGCCCACUCCCUCGGUGCAAAAGUCCACCGAGGUCUGAGGAUCCUAACUCACCCGAUCCCCACCCCCCACAACUAGCUGCAAAGUUCAAAUAAGAGCCACCCACAAAUAAUAACUAAUUUUAAGUAACUUUCCAAAAACAAAAACCCACCUGUCCAUUGCUUUGUUUAAUUCUAUUGUUGUACUGCUGUUUUUCCCGAGGCCAUGACCACACAUUGAAUAAUAACAUCUAACAUAGCACUUAUUUAAUAGUCCAAAUCCGAUAACCGAAUCCUUGUACAUUAAGCAUAAUCCAAACGGCAAAUUCAUUUGUAUUUCCAUCGGCCCAGGUAAACAAUCAUCAUUUUAUGUAUUGAAUAAAACCAAAAACACUUGUUUAUAUCUAGUUUACUUGUAAA